Molecule: messenger RNA, 2252 nt
Organism: Peromyscus eremicus (cactus mouse)
Lineage: Eukaryota; Metazoa; Chordata; Mammalia; Rodentia; Cricetidae
Gene: Tfcp2l1
Product: transcription factor CP2 like 1
Exons: 15
Coding region: 71-1510 (479 amino acids)
Biological process (GO): regulation of transcription by RNA polymerase II
Cellular component (GO): nucleus
Molecular function (GO): DNA-binding transcription activator activity, RNA polymerase II-specific; RNA polymerase II cis-regulatory region sequence-specific DNA binding
Source: RefSeq, a predicted model, not a curated record
CUGCUGACGGCCAGCGACGCGGCGGCCAGCUCGGUGCCACGCCCCAGCCGGUGCUGCGGGAGCCCCAGCCAUGCUGUUCUGGCACACGCAGCCCGAACACUACAACCAGCACAACUCUGGCAGCUACCUGCGGGAUGUGCUGGCUCUGCCCAUCUUCAAGCAGGAGGAACCACAGCUAUCCCCUGAAAAUGGGGCCCGCCUGCCGCCCCUACAGUACGUGCUGUGUGCCGCCACCUCUCCAGCUGUGAAGUUACAUGAAGAGACCUUGACAUACCUCAACCAAGGUCAGUCAUAUGAAAUUCGGCUGCUGGAGAAUCGGAAGCUAGGGGACUUCCAAGAUCUGAACACGAAAUAUGUGAAGAGUAUCAUCCGCGUAGUUUUCCAUGACCGCAGACUGCAGUACACAGAGCACCAGCAGCUGGAAGGCUGGCGGUGGAGCAGGCCUGGGGACCGGAUCCUGGACAUUGAUAUUCCACUGUCUGUUGGUAUCUUGGACCCCAGGGCCAGCCCAACCCAACUGAAUGCUGUGGAGUUUCUGUGGGAUCCAGCAAAGAGAGCAUCCGCUUUCAUUCAGGUGCACUGUAUCAGCACAGAAUUCACCCCCAGGAAGCAUGGGGGUGAGAAAGGAGUGCCUUUUCGGGUGCAGAUUGACACAUUUAAGCAGAACGAGAAUGGGGAAUACACGGAGCACCUACACUCCGCCAGCUGCCAGAUCAAGGUGUUCAAGCCAAAGGGAGCUGACCGGAAACAGAAAACCGACCGGGAGAAGAUGGAGAAAAGAACAGUUCAGGAGAAGGAGAAAUAUCAGCCGUCCUAUGAAACCACCAUCCUCACUGAGUGCUCUCCAUGGCCCGACGUCGCCUACCAGGUGAACAGUGCUCCAUCCCCAAGCUACAAUGGCUCUCCCAACAGCUUUGGCCUCGGUGAAGGCAACAGCUCACCUACCCACCCAGUGGAGCCCUUACCCCUGGGCAGUGAUCAUCUGCUCCCGUCAGCCUCUAUCCAGGAUGCCCAGCAGUGGCUGUACCGCAACCGCUUCUCACAGUUCUGCCGGCUCUUCGCCAGCUUCUCAGGUGCUGACCUGCUGAAAAUGUCCAGGGACGAUCUGGUCCAGGUCUGUGGCCCUGCAGAUGGGAUUCGGCUCUUCAAUGCCAUCAAAGGCAGGAAUGUGAGGCCAAAGAUGACCAUCUAUGUCUGCCAGGAGAUGGAGCAGAACCAAGUCCUCUUGCCCCAGAAGCAGGAUGGCAGUGGAGACAAUAACCUGUGUGUGUACCACGCCAUCUUCCUGGAAGAGCUGACCACCUUGGAGCUGAUAGAGAAGAUCGCCAGUCUGUACAGCAUCCCCCCGCAACACAUUCACCGGGUUUAUCGGCAGGGCCCCACGGGCAUCCAUGUGGUGGUGAGCAAUGAGAUGGUUCAGAAUUUCGAAGACGAGUCUUGUUUUAUCCUCAGCACAUUAAAAGCAGAGAGCAAUGACGGCUACCACAUCAUCCUCAAGUGUGGACUCUGAGCAGCCGAGACCUGCGUCUGUCCCCACCCCACGCAUCCCCGGCUGUAGAAGUCGCACCCACUGUCGGCCGCUGUUCACCUAACAAGCUCAGACUAGGAGGGACUCUGUCCGGACCAGGAAAGCCAGCGACAGCCAUGGACACAAAGUCUGGCCUGCAGAAAGCCAGCAGUUCCCUUCUCUCUUCUCUUGGCUUUCAGCUUUUCAACAGUUCCCUGCUCUGUUUCCCAGGCAGACAGUGGGGACACACAUCUCUUAAACCCCGAGCCUGUGGUCGGAGGCUCCUUAGUUGGUCCCUCCUGACUACUCUUUGCCUCACCUUGUUCUGCACCUCCUUCUUGGGCCACUGGCUUCAUGGCUAGCUCUGCCAGCCUGACGGGGACACCCACAGCUCUCCUCUAGUACUCACUUCCCUUCUCAUGGACCUGGUGGCAGCCUCUCUCCUGUUCUUGGAUGAAUUACUAGGACUGGGGCUAUUUAUUUUGUGCCUUCCGCCUCUUCCCUCAGUUGCCUUGAUUCUAAGGAGCUGCCACAUUCAAGCCUAGAUGGUGUGUGCAUGUCUGCCUUGACAUGGUUGAUGCCACACUAAGCCGGUGUGACCUCAUGGUCAUUGUAUUAGUUAUUUUUCUAUAGUGUAAUAAGGUAACCCGAUAAAAGCAACUAAGUGCAGACAGGGCCUGUCUGGCUUCUAGAGUUGAGGAGUGAUAGAUUCUGUUAUGGUGAGGACGGUGUAGUGUGGAAAGAU